Asterias rubens (European starfish) is the source of this 2901-nucleotide messenger RNA. RefSeq names its product calcium-binding protein P-like. The coding region runs from base 536 to 1360 and encodes 274 amino acids. The transcript is spliced from 2 exons. NCBI's taxonomy places the organism in Eukaryota, Metazoa, Echinodermata, Asteroidea, Forcipulatida, Asteriidae. The record is from RefSeq and is a predicted model, not a curated record.
UCACAGUUGUAAUGUGAAUUUCAAGUGCAUUCUGAUAUAGGCUAUGGGGUGUCAAUUUCAUGCACAGUCAUCUACAUUAUCAUCAUUGGUGUGGUAAAAAACAUGGUAUCUAUGCCUUCUCUUUAGAAACAACAAAGGCUGGAUGUAGUGAAAACAUGGCAUAUUAGAUCUUCUUGCUGGGUGUGUCAGUACUGUGGAAUGAGUUAACUGAACUGUUUCUUGGUGUACAGAUGCAUGUAGGGCACUCAUGACAUCCAUGUUAACUGCUUCAGUUUAAUUCAUCAAUCAGUUUUGUUCUCGCCGUAGUGUGCGACCGUCUUUAUAAACGAGCUCACUAGUGCAUUGGACUUAAUGUGGGCCUACCCGUCGGAUAUAUAAACGUGUCUCUUAUAUUAUUGCUCCGUGAAAAUAUUGUGUAAACAUUGACAUACUCGGGUUAAAUAACACUACAGGGGAGAGCCGUUUUAUUUGGAGAAUCCUCUAUUACAACAAGAACGUCAUCAAAAGGAUAACUGUACAGUUAUUGUUUAUUGUCAUGAGAGACGCAGGAGGACACGAAGGAGGCUCCCCAGAUGGUGUCCGUAACCAUCACGAUGGAAACACUGGCUUUUGCAACUUCCUCUGUGCCGCCAAGCCUCUCAUAAACAGGUUUUCUUGCAGUUUGAUAUGCUUUGCUGCUGGUUUCGGAUUAAUAAUUUAUGGGAUAGUGAGCUACAUAAGUCUAGCACAUGUGAGUCCCGGUGUAGCUUGGCAGCGUUUUAUGUAUAUCGGCAUCGGUGCUUUGACGAUAGGAACCGGUGCUCUUGCUUUAGGGAGACUGUGCUGUCUUUACCGAACGUAUCGACGCCAUGAGCAGACAACGCCAAAUGUUGCCCUACAUGGGAACUUGGGCCCACGACAGCCACAAGUAUGGAUAGCCGGUGGACAGACGACACCCAACCACCCUUACGGACCUGGGCAACAACAUCCCCAACAUGGGUGUCCUCCAGUAGGUUCGCAGUAUCCUACAGGGGCAUACCCUCAACAACAACCCCAUCCCCAAGCAGGGGGUGCGGUGCCGACACCCAACCUACCUUACGGACCUGGACAACAACAGCCCCAAUAUCCUCCUCCAGCAACAGUGGGUCCGCAGUAUCCUUCAGGGGCGUACCCUCGACAACAACCCUAUCCCCAAGCAGGCCUGGGAGUGGUGCCGCUCAAUCAGCAAAACACACCUGUACAGACAGGUGUAUCAUAUGGGUACUCAUCACAUCCAGGGUACCCGCCCAAUGCCCACCAUGCGCAAGAGCCACCACCUACACCAUCAUCACCACCUCCUGCUUAUGACGAUGCAGUUAAAAAUGAGCAAAAUGAAAUAUAAAUCACGUCAUUUUACGCCCCUCUUUAUGUACAUAGGGAAAGUGCGCCGUUUUAAUUACAGAGUAAAUUUAUUAACUCAUGUUUCCCUUGUUUUCAAAAAGCAACACCCAGUCGACAAACCGUGAAAGUAUGUCAUCAUCGCUCAAGUUUUACUGGGGAAACAAAUGUUUGAUUAGAGGGUUUUUAUAAGACGCUCGUCACCGCAACAAUGGAAAGCAAAUCUUCCUACAACACUAUCGGGGGAACUGAAAACAAACACAGCUUUUGUCUCCUGUUGCAAAAACAUUGCGCCCUCUCCUAGUAUUUCUUUUGACGACGAUGUAUACCAUAGGCCUACUGAUUGAAACGUAGAGUUCUUGCACAUCUGGUUCUUUUCAAAACCAACACAGCUUAUAAAAUGAUAACAUGAACAUUAAGUCUUUAUAUAGUUUUGAUUCCCAGAUUACCAUGCUAAAAAAACCACAUAAAACUUGAUCAUCUUCCUAUACCCCAGGUACUAUAGCCUAAUGACUGUUAUCCCAAAGACUACAUCAACAUAACCAUGUUCAAAAGAAAUAUUUUUGAACUAUUGUUGUUGUUUGUUCAGUUAAACAUUGUCAAGCAUUUUCCCACAUCCUACAAUCUGUCUUGGAGAAUGUUCUCGAAAGCAUUCGCUUAUUAUUUGCAAUUAUAGGCAAUUCACAAACGAAGAAAACAUAGCAUUCCUUAGUUGCUAUUUAGCCAUAUCUACAUAGUUCUGUUCAACAUGUUUAUUUUUUUGUCCUAUAACUAAAAAUUUAUUUGCAAUUACGUGUAUUGUUAUCGUGCUUUGUGACAUUGCCGAAAAUAAUGUAAUUCUUAUGAUCUCUAUUGCUCGUAGAUUCGUGUGUGUUUAUACACCAAGGCAUUACAUGUAUACAUGUACAUGUUGCGGAUGACAAGUGUACAAUUCCUAUAAAUUUUCUUUGACAAUCAAAGAAAUUAGCAUACCAAUACACGCUCGUUGACAUUGUAUAACAGAUGUUCCAGACAGAGAGUUUACAUAAUAUUAAAUGAGUGUUAAUCCGAAGGCUUUAGUGAAUGGCAUUGUUUAUAACAAAAGGCAACGUUCACAUAGUUUGGAGUUCAUAAGCACUACCAUGGAGCUAUAAAAAGGAAUGCUCAUGUGAGACUGGAGGAGUAUAGAAACAUUUUGCAUGUGUCCUAACGCGACACAUGUAGAAAUCAGAACUUGUACACUCAAUAUCUCAAGACUAAAAUGAAUAAUAAUAUUUUCUUACCGUACCCUCAUCAUCCAGCAACGAGCUUCAUUUUCGUUAUGUCAGCCACUUCCAAAGACAACAACCAGCACAACCAAAAUGUCUCUUGAAUAAUAAUUAUUUGACCUGAGCCGUUGUUGCUGCCGUUUCAAGCUGUGGGCUCCUGUCCAGUUUCAGUUCCGUAUGUCUUUGAUGCUGUUCACCGAUACCUUUUGACACAUGGGAGUAACACAAUUAUUACAUUUUAUAUGGAAGAAUAAACAACAAUGUUACUAAAUAAUUUAAAGGUGAAUAAAUUAUCUUU